UUUUCAAGUCUUCAGGAAAACAAAACUGAAAUUGUUCAGGGCAGUAUUCUUGGCCCUUUAUUAUUUAUUCAUCAUGUUUCUAAAUGACCUGGAAUUCAUUAAAAGCUCAGAGAACAAAUGUGUGACUUGUUAUGCUAAUGACACUAAUUUACUGAGGAUUUUGAAGUAUCGGGAGCAAUGCCUUUCUCAAGAGCAAAAACGUGGUUUUCAGAUAACAGGUUACUACGUAAUGAAACUAAAACUAAUGCAUUAAUGUUCAUAACAAGACAAAAUAGAGUUGAUAAGACUGCAACAUUCAGCUUCGGGCAGUCAGAGUUUCAAUCUGUUUGCAAUACAAGACUUCUUGUUGUUCAUUUAGACGAAUUCUUGGGAUGGUCACACCACAUCUCUGAGACUUCAGAGCACUGGAACGGAUUUUCGCGAACAUACCGAAUUUUAUCAGAGUUGUGCGUUUAGCUGAGAGGAGCGACACAUACGCUAUAAAUACCAGCAUCGGGUUCCAGAGAGGCAAGUCUGACAAACAGGCAAACGCACACCAACACAACUUUGGCACAGUCUGAGAGUAUCGUGAGUGAAUUCAGAACGAGGUGGUAAUUUUUUGUGGCUCUUCAUUUGGAUGAUGCAUUGCAGUGGAAAUAUUGAUCUUUGGAGACACCUUGUAUAGUUCUAAGCAUAAAAGCUUGAUGGAGCUACGAUACAGUCUAGGAAGUUCAUUUUCAGGAAUGGCUUACAUUGAAUAAGCAUAUUUUGCUGGAAUAUGUCAAUCAAAUGCUAUAGCAAGCCACGGUAAAAUCAAAGUGUUGUGUGGAGAAAGCAUUAACUCAGUUGCUGAAUGUCAUUUAAAUUGAAUAGUGUCUUGCUUCAGUCCUGGUAAACACAACCAAUGACACCUUAAGCCGUAUCUCAUUGGAAAGGUUAUGGAAGCUAAGCUUGUGAGUAAAUGUUGAGUAAGCUGACUGAUCCUUCAAUCAUAAGAAAGAAGAGUAAAAGAAAGAAUUUUGUGAAGGUCAAGAAAAAAUAGACAAAUGUAAGAAGAACAGGUGGAUAGGUCUAUCCGCGGCACUAUAGCUUUAACAAAUAUUGUGAUUUGAAAUAGUGAUAUAGAGGUAGUGCUGUGCUUAAGGAAAAAACUUAUACAGGAUUAUUCAAAAGUGCAACUUGACCAUGGCACAUGUCCCGAUCGGGUCCAGAAAAAGAUCCGAGCAUACCAUCCACAAGUUCCAAGGUAAAGAGUCCUUCAUCACCUCACAGGUAGAGUUGUACGUAGUAGAAGAGAACCCAAAGAUACCUGAUGGAGGCUGGGGUUGGAUGGUGGUACUCGCAGCCUUUGUUCUAAAUGCUGUUUCUGAAGGUGUUAGCUUCUCUUUUGGACUUAUGUACUCUGAGUUUCUCAACGAAUUCAAAGCGUCCAAAUCUGCCACUUCAUGGGUUGGCAGUUUGUUUUUGGCUUUAGCGCUACUAGCAGGUCCAAUUGGCAGUGCUCUGGUAGACCGAUAUGGCUGUAUGUGGAUGACAAUAUUGGGCAGCCUGGUGUGCACUUCAGGCUUUAUCAUGAGCGUGUUCGCCAAUUCGAUCGGGAUGCUGUAUUUGACAUUCGGAGUAGUCGGAGGCUUUGGUAGAGCUUUCACAUUUGUCACGGCUGUCGUGCCUAUGGCCUUCUGGUUCGAAAAAAGGCGUACCUUGGCCUUAGGGUUAGCGGGCAGCGGGUCUGGAUUUGGUACAAUCGUGUUUGCCCCAUUGACCACAUUUCUACUGAACGAAUUUAGGUGGAGAGGAACCAUGCUGAUUUUAGCCGGCUGUUUUUUGAAUAUGUGCGUGUGUGGUGUCAUUAUGAGAGAUCCUGAUUGGAUUAAGGAAGAGGCGAAAGAGAAGAAAGAGAAAAAGGCAGAAAGUGAUAAAAAUGGCGCUGUGCCCCAUGCUAACGGUAUUGUUUCAAAGAAGAAAUCCAAAGAGCCAAAGAAGAAACAUAAACACGACCAAUUUUGUUUAAAAAAUGUGAAAUCUUCGGCAGAUCUAAAAGAGAAGGACAAGUUCAGAUCGACUAUUGAUUUGCCAACCUAUAUCAAAGAAGAUGAAAAUGUUCCUCUAGAAGUAUUGAAACAACUAAGCGAGAAUCACCAAAUGUACCAAGUAGUACUGGAAAACUACCCUGAUUUGCUAAGGAGAAAAUCGCUAUCCAACCAAGAUAUUCACGAGCUAUCGUUCGAUGCUAGAGUCCCUGUCAAAUUCUCGUUAACUAUCGAAGAGGCUCCAGAACCUAUACCAGAAGAAGAAGAAGAGGUUGAAGUUGAAGAAAAUGGAGUUAUUAUAGGAAAUAAAGAAACACCAUUGCUAAAGAAUAGCUCGUUCGUCAAAAGCAAACACAAACUUGCUUCAUCUCAUAGUUAUUUGAAUACAUUGAAAGGGAGGAAAGCAUCCAAGGUUUCUUUGGCUGAAAUGGAUACCAUUCAGUUUUCAUCUGUAUCUAGUUGUCCGAAUUUUCGGCGGCAUGCUGUGCAUUGUAUAGUUGAGGAAGAGGAGGACAAAACGAAAAAGAGAUGGUGCAUAGAGUUCUUCAAGUCACUGCAAAACCUGCUGAACCUGUCACUUUUCCUGGAACUGCACUUUCUCUUACUUUCCUUUUCUACAAUUAUUCUCUUUGUGUGGUUCAUAGUGCCUUACUUUUACAUUGCUGAACACAUGAAAUCAUUGGGAUAUGCUGACUCGCAAGCAUCUAUUGUUUUGUCCACCAUUGGACUGCUCAACACAAUUGGAAUGGUAUUCCUUGGAUGGGCCGGUGACAGACUGAACAUAGCCAAAACCUAUUCGCUCUGUCUGAUUCUGUGUGGCCUGAGCAUAUGUUGCAUAAUGUUCUUUGCUGACAACUACAUACUAUUGCUUACUACAAGUGCCUUAUUUGGAUUAUUUUUUGCCAGUUGUUUUUCGCUAUUACCCUCAUUACUGGCAGAGCUAGUCCCACUGGAAGGCUUCACCAUGGCUUACGGUCUAAUUCUUCUCUGUGAAGGAGUUGGAAAUCUUACUGGACCCCCUUUAGCAGGUUUCUUGUUUGAUUUAACCGGAUCCUGGAAUCAGUCUUUUUAUCAAGCUGCAAUUUGGAUCAUGGUCAGUGGUCUACUCAUAGGAAUUAUCCCAUUCACCAAUAAUAAAAGAAUUUGCGGAUCAGGUUUGACACUAUUGCAACAAGAAAUUCGCAAAGAACGUCGAGCAAAUUUCAUAGUAUAAAUGUAAUUCCUGAAACAAUACUAGAACUUUUAUCAUACUAUGGGUAUGCUCCAAAAGGCAAAUAUGGGAAAAUUAAAAUAUUUUUUCACUUUUCAACAAAUCAAAAAGGUACGCUGUGCGUGCAGAUGAUACAAUUACUCAAAAUAAAAAAGGUUCAAUAAGAUUAUGGCAACAAUAGUAAGAAAAUCCCAUAAUUUUCUCGACAAUGUUUUAGAAGCAUUUUGCGGGAGUGUGUGAAUGAAUUUUUUAUAAUGACGUGGUGGGGUACUUCAAGAAUCAGUUGUUAAUUUGCAUGAUACUUUAGCGCAACGGAACGGCAUCGAAGGUGCUGAGAACAAAGAAAUACUAUGAACAAUUCAGUCGAACACGAGCUGUUAGAAACAAAAUAAUUAUCGAUGUCAUUUUUGUACCUCAAUCUCAGAUUGGGAAAUGCAUAAAGAAUAAUGUACCAUCAUCAUCUUAAAUUAUUUUCAUAUAGUUAUAAAAUGCCAGUCGAAUAUAUAAUUUUUAGGCGUCAACCAGCAACUGUUUGUUGAAGUUUGUAUAGAUAUUACGUGUAUUUUAUACAUUGUUGAAAAUAAAAUAUGUACAUAACUUUAA
This is a messenger RNA of Acanthoscelides obtectus, 3822 nucleotides long. Lineage: Eukaryota; Metazoa; Arthropoda; Insecta; Coleoptera; Chrysomelidae. The record is from the annotation of a GenBank genome assembly.